This is a messenger RNA of Carassius carassius (crucian carp), 2077 nucleotides long. Its product is annotated as splicing factor U2AF 65 kDa subunit-like. The record is from RefSeq and is a predicted model, not a curated record. The coding region runs from base 199 to 1599 and encodes 466 amino acids. Gene Ontology annotation, biological process: mRNA processing. Lineage: Eukaryota; Metazoa; Chordata; Actinopteri; Cypriniformes; Cyprinidae. Gene Ontology annotation, molecular function: pre-mRNA 3'-splice site binding; poly-pyrimidine tract binding. Gene Ontology annotation, cellular component: U2AF complex; nuclear speck; U2-type prespliceosome. The transcript is spliced from 11 exons.
GCCCACACGCCAGACCUGCAGCAGAGAGAAGCUUCUCUGUCUACUACCGAGAGGGAUUGAUUUCCUAAACAAACACGUUUUCUUCACAUGGUGCCACCGCAUCACAGUUAUCAGAUGAGAAAGCGGAAGCUCUAUAUCAGCGGCAGUAUUUAUUAGUUAUUACUGCUCAUAAGAGCGCCUGCUCCGUCAGGACUGAUCAUGUCUGAUUUCGAGGAGUUCGAGAAACAGCUGAACGAGAAUCGACAAGAGAGAGAACGGGAGCGGCAUAAAAGAAGGAGUCAUAGUAGCUCUGCUGGCCACAGUAAGAAGCAGCGCAGCUGGAGCAAAGACAGAAGCAUUCGCAGCAGAGGAAAGCACAGCCGCAGUCGAGAGCGUAAGAGCCGAGACCACAGGAGCAGCUCUAGAGAUCAUAAGAAACACAGCUAUUCUCCACAUAGAACAAGGAAGAAAAAGAUGUGCAAGUAUUGGGAUGUUCCCCCUCCAGGCUUUGAGCACAUCACUCCAAUGCAGUACAAAGCCAUGCAAGCUGCUGGGCAGAUCCCCAGCAUUGCUCUGUUGGCUAUGUCCACUAAUGCUGGUUUGGCAGUCGCUCCCACACAAGUGCCCAUCGUUGGCAGUCAGAUGACCAGGCAAGCGCGCCGUCUGUAUGUUGGCAACAUCCCGUUCGGCAUCACUGAGGAGACCAUGGCUCAAUUCUUCAAUACCCAAAUGAGACUUGCAGGGCUGUCUCAAGCUCCAAGCAGUCCUGUGCUCGCAGUGCAGAUCAACCAGGACAAGAACUUUGCUUUCUUAGAGUUUCGAUCAGUGGAUGAAACCACUCAGGCCAUGGCAUUUGACGGCAUUAUCUUCCAAGGACAGUCGCUGAAAAUCAGACGUCCACAUGACUACCGCCCUCUGCCCGGCAUCUCUGAGCAGCCUGCUUUUCAUGUCCCAGGUGUCGUGUCCACAGUUGUACCAGACUCCCCUCAUAAACUCUUCAUUGGAGGUCUGCCAAAUUAUCUCAAUGAUGAUCAGGUUAAAGAGCUCCUGACGUCAUUUGGUCCUCUCAAAGCCUUCAAUCUUGUGAAAGACAGUGCCACAUCACUGUCCAAAGGCUAUGCUUUCUGUGAAUAUGUGGAUAUCAGCGUCACUGACCAAGCGGUAGCUGGAUUACAUGGCAUGCAGCUUGGUGAUAAAAAGCUCAUCGUCCAGCGGGCAAGUGUGGGAGCCAAGAACGCCAAUCCUACCACUGUUGUAGAGACGCCCGUCAUGCUUCAGGUCCCAGGGCUGCAGAGGGUGCAGAACUCAGGCCUGCCGACGGAGGUGCUGUGUCUGCUGAACAUGGUCAUGCCGGAGGAGCUGCUGGACGACGAGGACUACGAGGAGAUCCUGGAGGACAUCCGGGAGGAGUGCUGCAAGUACGGCACCGUGCGCUCUAUCGAGAUCCCCAGGCCUGUGGAUGGUGUGGAGGUGCCAGGCUGCGGGAAGAUAUUCGUAGAGUACGUGUCUGCUGCAGAAUGCCAGAAGGCCAUGCAGGCUCUGACAGGACGCAAGUUUGCUAACCGUGUGGUGGUCACGAAAUACUACGAUCCAGACAUGUUUCACAGACAUGAGUUCUGAGGGAAGAUACUCUUCAUCUAAAGAGAAACAGAGAGAGCUGUCUGUGCCAUCUGAGUGGGAAGUUUCAAUGAGCUUUACACAUUGUUUUCUACUUCCACUUAUCAAUUUAUUUUCCAUAUUGAAAUAAAAAGGAUUAGAUGUAACUAGCCACGUAGGAGAUAUUUUUAGACUUCUAGUACAACGAAACGGUGUCAAACGAUUUCUUCCAUGUUAAGGGGUGUUCGUACAUGCUGUGAUUUACACUAAUGAAGUGACCAGAAGUUAGUCUUUUUUUAAAUAAGACUUGGUCAUUUCCAGAAGCAAGCAGGUAAUGUGAUGUGAUGCAUGUUCCUUGGGAUCCAUGUAAACCUCCUGCAGUUUGUUCACGAACCCCUUUUUGAGAAACCCUUGCAUACUGUAAUAUUUAAUACAUUUCAUGGAAUAGAUUUUCUUAUGAGUUAGGACAAUGUAAUCUAAAUGUAAUCAAAAAGUCAUCAGA